AUGAAUCCUGGUUAUGCUGGUAGAACAGAAUUACCGGAAUCGUUGAAAGCUCUCUUUCGACCAGUUGUUGUAAUUGUACCAGACUUAGAAUAUAUCUGUGAAAUUAUGCUGUUUUCACAAGGAUUUUUAACAGCCAGAGAAUUAGCUAAAAAGAUGACAGCUAUGUAUCGUUUAGCUAAAGAACAACUAUCACAACAAUAUCAUUAUGAUUUUGGUUUAAGGGCGUUACGCUCUGUCUUACUUAUGGCUGGUACAAUAAGACGAGAACAUCCAACUGUCAAAGAAGAUCAUCUGUUAAUGCGUGCAUUACGUGACUCAAAUAUACCAAAAUUAAUUAAAGAUGAUACACCAUUAUUUAUGGGACUUGUACAAGAUUUAUUCCCUGGUAUGGAAUUUGAAGCAGCUACUGUCCCACAAAAAUUGGCUGAAGCAUGUGAAAAAGUUUUAGAAUCACAUCGUUACACUUUAGUUGAUGAACAGAUUAAUAAAAUCUCUCAACUACAGGAUACUUUAAAAGUUCGACAUGCUGUCAUGGUUGUCGGUCCAACGUCUGAAUCUGAAUCUAAAAAUACUACAAAUACUGGAGAAACUCGAUCCGAUGGAAAUACUCGUACUCGAUGGAAAAGUGGUGGCCUGACAAGUAUCGAUAAUCAGUUUGCUUCACGCAACAUGUCUCCCGCUUUAGCACCGGGUGUAGCCGCUUUGAAUCAAGCUUCAACCACUCUGUCGAUACGUUGUGGUCUCUGCACAAAACCAUUAUGUGCAAGUGAAUCAACUCAACGAUUAACUGGACAUACUGGGUGGGCAUGUUCACGACAUGCAACAUCAUGUGAUCCAGCGACAAUAACCUGUGCCUUAUGUCAUUUAGUUGUCCGAGGUUUAUUUGUCUGGUGUAGAGGAUGUAGUCAUGGUGGACACUUGGAUCAUAUGCAGGCUUGGUUGAUGAGGCGAUCUGAAUGCCCAGCUGGAUGUGGUCAUCGUUGUAGAUAUAGUUAA
Molecule: messenger RNA, 996 nt
Organism: Trichobilharzia szidati
Lineage: Eukaryota; Metazoa; Platyhelminthes; Trematoda; Strigeidida; Schistosomatidae
Source: the annotation of a GenBank genome assembly